Molecule: messenger RNA, 3116 nt
Organism: Lagenorhynchus albirostris (white-beaked dolphin)
Lineage: Eukaryota; Metazoa; Chordata; Mammalia; Artiodactyla; Delphinidae
Gene: PITPNM3
Product: PITPNM family member 3
Exons: 20
Coding region: 75-2996 (973 amino acids)
Biological process (GO): phospholipid transport
Cellular component (GO): cytoplasm
Molecular function (GO): phosphatidylinositol binding; phosphatidylinositol transfer activity; phosphatidylcholine intramembrane carrier activity
Source: RefSeq, a predicted model, not a curated record
CGGCUGGGCGGCCGUGGCCGGGCUGGGAGCCGCGAGGAGAGCGGGCAGCGCCGCCGGAGCCCGCCGGCCGGGCCAUGGCCAAGGCGGGCCGUGCAGGUGGCCCUCCUCCGGGCGGUGGUGCCCCCUGGCACCUUCGAAAUGUCCUCAGCGACUCAGUGGAGAGCUCUGAUGAUGAAUUCUUUGAUGCUAGAGAGGAGGUGGCCGAAGGGAAGAACGCCAUCCUCAUUGGGAUGAGCCAGUGGAAUUCAAAUGACCUGGUGGAGCAGAUCGAGACCAUGGGGAAACUGGAGGAGCAUCAAGGAGAAGCGAACGUGCCGUGCACAUCCAGCAUCCUCCAGGAGAAGCAACGAGAACUGUACCGGGUUUCCUUGAGAAGGCGGAGGUUCCCAGCCCAGGGAAGCAUUGAGAUCCACGAAGACAACGAGGAAGGCUGCCCGCAGCGCUCCUGCAAGACGCACGUCCUCCUGCUGGUGCUGCACGGGGGGAGCAUCCUGGACACGGGCUCGGGGGACCCGUCCUGCAAGGUGGCCGACAUCCACACCUUCAGCUCCGUGCUGGAGAAGGUCACGCGCGCCCACUUCCCCGCAGCCCUGGGCCACAUCCUCAUCAAGUUAGUCCCCUGUCCCGCCAUCUGCUCUGAGGCUUUCUCACUCGUCUCCAACCUGAAUCCCUACAGCCACGAUGAGGGCUGUCUCAGCAACAGCCAGGACCACAUCCCUCUGGCCGCCCUGCCCCUGUUGGCCAUCUCCUCCCCGCAGUACCAGGAUGCAGUUGCCGCCGUCAUCGAGCGAGCCAACCAGGUGUACAUGGAGUUCCUCAAAUCCCCCGAUGGGAUUGGCUUCAGUGGGCAGGUGUGUCUCAUCGGGGACUGUGUGGGGGGCCUCCUGGCCUUCGAUGCCAUCUGCUACAGCGCGGGGCCCUCAGGUGACAGCCCUGGCAGCGGCAGCCGGAAGGGGAGUGUCAGCAGCACACAGGACACCCCAGUUGUGGUGGAGGAGGAAUGCAGCCUGGCCAGCAGCAAGCGACUCAGCAAGAGCAGCAUCGAUGUCUCCAGCGCGUUGGAGGAUGAAGAACCCAAGAGGCCACUGCCCCGGAAGCAGAGCGACUCCUCCACCUAUGACUGCGAGGCCAUCACCCAGCAUCACGCCUUCCUAUCGAGCAUCCACUCGAGCGUGCUGAAGGAUGAGGCUGAGCCCCCUGUGGCCGGGGGGCCCCAGCUCCCCGAGGUCAGCCUGGGCCGCUUGGAUUUUGAGGUGUCCGACUUCUUCCUCUUUGGCUCGCCCCUGGGCCUGGUCCUGGCCAUGCGGAGGACGGUGCUGCCCGGACUGGAUGGUUUCCAGGUACGUCCUGCCUGCAGUCAGGUCUACAGCUUUUUCCACUGUGCAGACCCCUCUGCCUCCCGGCUUGAACCACUGCUGGAGCCCAAGUUCCACCUGGUGUCGCCUGUCAGCGUGCCCCGCUACCAGAGGUUCCCGCUGGGUGACGGACAGUCCCUCCUCCUUGCUGACGCCCUGCACAGCCACAGCUCCCUCUUCCUGGAGGGCAACUCCCGGGGCAGCCCACCGCUUCUGGAGGCCCCGGCCUCACCCCCUCACGCCCCGAGGUCCCAGCGCCCGGGGCGGAGGAUAAGCCAGGGCAGCUCCCACAGUGAGAGCUCGGAGUCCUCGGACAGUCUGGCCCCCGUGGGCACCUCCCGCAUCACAGCCAAGUGGUGGGGCAGCAAGCGCAUCGACUACGCCCUGUACUGCCCCGACGUCCUCACCGCCUUCCCCACCGUGGCCCUGCCCCACCUCUUCCACGCCAGCUACUGGGAGUCCACGGACGUGGUGGCCUUCAUCCUGAGACAGGUGAUGCGCUACGAGAGCGUGAACGUCAAGGAGAGCGCUGGCUUGGACCCCGCGGCACUGAGCCCCACCAACCCCCGCGAGAAGUGGCUUCGCAAGAGGACCCAGGUCAAGCUGCGGAAUGUCACCGCCAACCACCGGGCCAACGACGUGAUUGCUGCCGAAGACGGCCCCCAGGUCCUGGUGGGGCGGUUCAUGUACGGGCCCCUCGACAUGGUGGCCCUGACCGGGGAGAAGGUGGACAUCCUGGUGAUGGCAGAGCCUUCCUCCGGCCGCUGGGUGCACUUGGACACGGAGAUCACGAACAGCAGCGGCCGGAUCACGUACAGCGUGCCGCGGCCCCGGCGCCUGGGGCUCGGCGUCUACCCUGUGAAGAUGGUCGUCAGGGGCGACCAGACCUGCGCGAUGAGCUACCUCACAGUGCUGCCCCGGGGCAUGGAGUGCGUGGUCUUCAGCAUCGACGGCUCCUUCGCGGCCAGCGUGUCCAUCAUGGGAAGCGACCCCAAGGUCCGGCCAGGGGCAGUGGACGUUGUCCGGCACUGGCAGGACCUGGGCUACAUGAUCCUCUACAUCACGGGGCGGCCGGACAUGCAGAAGCAGCGGGUGGUGUCGUGGCUGUCCCAGCACAACUUCCCACAGGGCAUGAUCUUCUUCUCGGACGGGCUGGUGCACGACCCGCUGCGGCAGAAGGCCAUCUUCCUGCGCAACCUCAUGCAGGAGUGCUUCAUCAAAAUCAGUGCGGCCUACGGCUCCACGAAGGACAUCUCCGUCUACAGCGUGCUAGGCCUGCCACCCUCCCAGAUCUUCAUUGUGGGCCGGCCCACCAAGAAGUAUCAAACCCAGUGCCAGUUCCUGAGCGAGGGCUACGCCGCGCACUUGGCCGCGCUGGAGGCCGGCCACCGCUCGCGCCCCAAGAAGAACAGCUCGCGUAUGAUCCUGCGCAAGGGCAGCUUCGGCCUCCACGCGCAGCCCGAGUUCCUGCGGAAGCGCAACCACCUGCGCCGGACCAUGUCGGUGCAGCAGCCCGACCCGCCCGCCAACCCCAAGCCCGAGCGGGCCCAGAGCCAGCCCGAGUCCGACAAGGACCACGAGCGGCCCCUGCCCGUGCUCAGCUGGGCGCGCGGGCCCCCCAAGUUCGAGUCGGUGCCCUGAGGGCCAGGCUGCGCGCAGAGCAGGGGGGCCCCCGCGGGCUGCCUUCUCCCCGGCAGACACAGGCCUUUUCCUGCUUUUUCCCUCCCGUGUCUGUCCAGCAGUGUCCGACCAGCGAGGGGG